AUGGUUACAAAGCGUCACCAGGAGACAGUGGUGACGAGAGGAGCCAUCGAGAAUGAUACCAUAUCGGGGGUUGCCGCCAAGUAUUGGGCUCCAUUCACCAAGGAAACCCAUGAGAAGUUCGACGCCAAACUUAUUGACAUUAUCUAUGAGAACGAGAUGCUAAAGACACAGUUUAACUCGCGAAAAAUCAUGAUGCUGGAGUUUUCGCAGUACUUGGAAGAGUAUUUAUGGCCUAAUUAUCAGGCCCAAUCGGCUUCCAAAGCCUAUAAUCUGUCGAUUGUGGUGAUGGUGAAUGAGAAGUUCCGCGAGAGAAGUCUCGAUGCGUGGGCGUGCUUUUCGAAGAAAGCCGACGAGUUUUCGGGCUUUUUCCGCAGAGUUCUAGAGCUGUCGCUUCAGGAAGAGGGACACGGCCAACAAACGAACCAUGUGCUCCGUCUGAAACGUGCUGUAAAAGUGAAAGGAGGCAUCUACGCAUGUCCAGAAUGCUCCUACAGUACUGAUAGUCUGGCGAAUCGACGCCUACAUUUUAAGAGGAAUCAUAAUAAAUCGAGAUAA
Molecule: messenger RNA, 555 nt
Organism: Caenorhabditis briggsae
Lineage: Eukaryota; Metazoa; Nematoda; Chromadorea; Rhabditida; Rhabditidae
Exons: 3
Coding region: 1-555 (184 amino acids)
Source: RefSeq, a predicted model, not a curated record